Molecule: messenger RNA, 1728 nt
Organism: Macrosteles quadrilineatus (aster leafhopper)
Lineage: Eukaryota; Metazoa; Arthropoda; Insecta; Hemiptera; Cicadellidae
Product: succinate-semialdehyde dehydrogenase, mitochondrial-like
Exons: 10
Coding region: 96-1559 (487 amino acids)
Molecular function (GO): succinate-semialdehyde dehydrogenase (NAD+) activity
Source: RefSeq, a predicted model, not a curated record
UUUCGUGAGUAAAAGUGGCGUGAUAGGUUAUGUUAUGUUCCGGGACUGAUUGAUUUAUUAUAAGCUGAAGCUGAAGCUAAAAUUAAGGUUCUAACAUGAAGCUGAUAACGUCGCUACUGCCACAUUCCAAGGGGUUCGUCAACGGAGAGUGGGUAGAUGCAUUGUCAGGCCACACCUUCACUGUAUCUUCUCCCUCCACGGGUGAAGUAUUGACGAGUGUUCCAGACAUGGUGGCUGUGGACUGUGAGCUGGCAAUAGCUGCGGCUGACAACGCCUUCAAAAGCUGGUCGUCCCUCACUGCUAAGGAGCGAGCUAUGAUGCUGAGGAGAUGGUACAAUGUGUUGGACGAUCACAGCAAAGAUCUCGCUCACAUAAUGACAGCCGAGUCUGGUAAACCACUCAACGAGGCGAUGGGAGAAGUGGCUUACGGAAACUCAUUUGUUGAAUGGUUUUCUGAAGAAGCGAGGAGAAUAAAUGGAGAGGUUGUGCCUAGUCCAGCCAACAAACAGUUAGUGUUCAUUAAACAGCCAAUAGGAGUUGUAUCCCUCAUAACACCUUGGAACUUCCCUCAUGCUAUGAUCACUCGUAAAGCAGCGGCAGCACUUGCGGCCGGGUGUACGUGCGUGAUCAAACCUGCAGAAGACACACCUCUCACUGCGUUAGCACUCGCCUACACUGUACAGCUCGCUGGGUUUCCAAAAGGAGUUUUCAAUGUUGUAACCUGCACCAGAGCCAACGCUGCCGAAAUUGGGAGAGUCUUAUGUCAAAGUCCUUCCGUUGCUGGCCUCUCAUUCACAGGGUCCACGGAGGUAGGCAAGCUGUUGUACAAUCAGUGUGCUGUUGGAGUCAAGCGCGUUAGUCUGGAGCUUGGAGGCAACGCUCCGUUCAUAGUGUUCAACACUGCGGACAUUGAGAGAGCCGUGGACUGUGCGAUGGCCGCCAAGUUUAGGAACUGUGGUCAGGCUUGUAUCAGUCCAAACAGAUUUUUCAUUCAUAAUGAUGUGUUUGAAUCAUUUGUUGAGAAGAUGGUAAAAAGAAUUCAUACAGACAUUAAGCUGGGUGAUGGGUUCGACCCCAACACCACUACUGGGCCUUUGAUCAAUGAUGCUCAAGUUGCUAAGGUUACCCGCAUCGUGGAUGAUGCUAUAGCCAAAGGAGCCAAAGUUCACUGUGGGGGUAAGCGUGCUCUUGAGGUUGGUGACAAAUUCUUCCACCCAACCUUACUGACCAACGUUACCUCAGAUAUGCUAUGUACAAAAGAAGAAAUCUUUGGUCCUGUCGUUGUGUGUAUGAGGUUUUCCACUGAAGGAGAAGCUGUGCAACAAGCCAACAAUACUUCCCGAGGUCUUGCAGGAUACUUCUUUACAAACGAUGUCUCGCAAGCGUGGAGAGUAGCCAAGAACUUGGAGGUGGGGAUGGUGGGAAUCAACGAGUCAUUGAUUUCAUCAGCAGAAAUCGCCUUCGGAGGAAUCAAAGAGUCUGGUCUAGGACGAGAAGGUUCACACCACGGCAUUGAAGAGUUCACUUACAUCAAAUCUCUAUGUUUCGGCAACGCCUGACAUCAGCCGCGGUCUGGUGGUCGGAGCUCGUGGUCGAUUAUUUAAACUUGAUCUGUGAUAAAUGUUGUUGUAAAUCAAGUACGUUUUACUUUAUAUAAAUCCUUCUCAAACCUGAAGAUUUCAUUUAAAUUUUAACAGUAAGUAUGUAUGAUUUUUUUAGUCACAAUUU